Molecule: messenger RNA, 2388 nt
Organism: Jatropha curcas
Lineage: Eukaryota; Viridiplantae; Streptophyta; Magnoliopsida; Malpighiales; Euphorbiaceae
Source: RefSeq, a predicted model, not a curated record
CCGGAGGAGCAAAGAGGUGAACCCAGCUGCAGUUGCACAUUUCUCUCUCCCCCUCUCUCUCACUUUCUUCCUCUAGGGUUUAGAAAAUUUCAGAGAUAGAAAAUUUUAACUGAUUUUAAUACUGAAUUUGAAUUUCUUUUGUCUAAAAAUGGAAGCGCCCGAUACGACAGCUUUGGAGAACCGACCCGCCAUCUUCAUGAUCGGAUCCUCCAACGUUGGCAAGCGCACUCUUCUCUCUCGAUUAUUAUCAGUGGAUUUUGAAGAUACUUCGGAUUCAUCAUCUGAAGUACUCGCCCAAGGGUGGACUAUCAAUACAAAGUAUUACACAGCUGAUGUUUCUGUAUGGAUGGCUCAUCUGCAUGAUGAAUUUUCCAUCAAGACCCUUCCGGUUUAUAAUUGCCUCACUGCCUUAGUGAUGGUUUUUGACGUUAAUGAUGUUAGCCUCUUUCUAUCGUUCCUUUUGUUGCAUUAUUAGUUGCAGAUGCUUCAAUCUCCAUUUGGGUUAUCGUCUCUUGUCGCACUUCAGGAUUGGGUAUCUCGCACUGAUAUUCAAAAAUUUGAAAUAUUACUAUGCAUUGGAAACAAAGUGGAUCUUAUUUCGGAUCAUCCAGUUCAUGCUGAAUACAGAAGACGCUUAAAGAAUCUUGAAGAGUCUUCUGCUGAUACUUAUACAGAAUUCUAUGAGUUUGGGAUUUCUGAAGCUGAAGGAAGUAGUCUAUUGGGUGGUGAGGAUCCAGCAGGGGAUAUCAAGAGAUCAUGUCUUGACUGGUGCACUGAGCACAAUAUUGAGUACAUUGAAUCCUGUGCCUCCAAUGCUGAUUUUGACAAAUGUUUAUCAGUUGAUGGCGAUUCACAAGGAGUUGAGCGCCUUUUUGGUGCUCUCUCUGCUCAUAUGUGGCCUGGAAUGAUAUUAAAAUCUGGCAACAACAUACCUCAGCCAGCACUACCUAAUAUAGAAGACUUGUCAGAAGAAGAAUCUGAUUAUGAAUUCGAGUAUGAAGUGCUGUCUGCUGGUACAGCUGAACAAUGGGAUGACACAAAUGAAGAAUGGGUUUCUGCAACUGGUACUAGUUCCGUAUCAGAUGUAAGGGGAUCAAUUGGUCAGAAUAAUCAUAUUAUAGAACAUGAUCAUGUGCUGUCUGCUGGUACAGCUGAACAAUGGGAUGACACAAAUGAAGAAUGGGUUUCUGCAACUGGUACUAGUUCCGUAUCAGAUGUAAGGGGAUCAAUUGGUCAGAAUAAUCAUAUUAUAGAACAUGAUCAUGUGCUGUCUGCUGGUACAGCUGAACAAUGGGAUGACACAAAUGAAGAAUGGGUUUCUGCAACUGGUACUAGUUCCGUAUCAGAUGUAAGGGGAUCAAUUGGUCAGAAUAAUCAUAUUAUAGAACAUGAUCAUGUGCUGUCUGCUGGUACAGCUGAACAAUGGGAUGACACAAAUGAAGAAUGGGUUUCUGCAACUGGUACUAGUUCCGUAUCAGAUGUAAGGGGAUCAAUUGGUCAGAAUAAUCAUAUUAUAGAACAUGAUCAUGCAAACUGGGAAAAGUUUGACAACAAGGAGCAACAGCCCUCAACAUCAAUAGUAGAAUUGCAGAAUAAGGAAGUACUGCUCAAUGUAGACGAUCGUAAUGUAGAAGCAGAAACAAAUGAAGUUACACCUUUUGAAUUUGAAGAUUUAGAGCAGUUAAUGUCUGAGAUUGGAAAUAUACGUGACAACUUAAGAUUUAUGCCUGAUUUUCAAAGGAGAGAAAUGGCUGCAAAAUUGGCUAUGAAAAUGGCUACCAUGUUUGGUGGUGGCAGCGAUGAUGAAGAGGCGCUUGAUUGAUCGAAAGGAUAUCAGUAUGUGGAGUAAGUAGUUCAUUUUUAUAAUCCUUGAAUCCCAUUCUCGACAAGUUUACAUGAUGACUAUCAGUCAAAUACUUAUACGGGGUAAACCAGAUGAGCUUCUUGAAAUUGUAUUGCUCACUUCUUCAGUUUUAAGUGCAAGCGGUUGAUAAGGAAUGAGUGUCUGUUUUUUCAUGCACAAGGAUAAUACUUAAGAUAUCGGACAAAACAUGAAUAUAAGUUGAAACAGCAGAAAUUCUAAGUUUGCUUAUAGUUGGUUUUGCAUAUGGGGCAGAUUUGCUUUAUCUGUGGGUGAAAAGUCGUACUCCGCCGGUGAUUUUUAACUUUUUAACAUUUAGAUAUGAUGUAUUCUUCAAGAAAAGAAAAAAGACUCGCCUUUUGUUAACAUGUUAAUCAAAUAACCGACACUACGCUGCAAUUGCUGCAGCUGAGUGGGAGUGAUACUAGAUUACUUUUUCAUUACUUUUCUGUAUACCUAAACAGAAUAAUGUUCAUAAUUCUAUGUGGAAGUAGGGUUCUUUUGAUAUUGAACUUUUGUUGACUGUA